UGAGGACCUAAAGUCAGUAGCUAGACCACCAACUCAUGAGAUCAACCAUACAAGCUACAUUGGAGCCAGCAGCGACAUAGGUGCACUCAAAGAAGGAUAUCUUUGCAACCAUAAGGAAUUUAACCGUGAAACCAGUUUCUAUAGAUUCUCAACUCAACCAGAGCACGCAGCGAAUUGGUUUCAUACCAAAAAGAGUAAUGGUUUAGGAGAUAUGCCAGUUACAAGUCAGACUAUCUACACUACAUCCGAAUUGGUUCUAAUUAAGGAAAGUAAUUCUUUGCUUAAGGAGUGUGCAACUCAAACUCACGUGUGGAAACCAGGAGAUUAUUCAUUACAUCUAAGAGCAGUGGGAGAGUUUCUACCAUGCACCAGCAGCCACAUGAUCAAGAUGAAUCCCUUAUUUGUCAACUUACCUUACAUGGAUGCAUUCACACUUGGAGUUAUUGAAGACCAACGGCUCUUUCCCCUUCUGUUCAGGCACGACUUAGAGACUAUCCAGACAUCAAAGGAGAUCCCACGGAUGCAUUUAUUUCUGCCCAAACUCACAAGAUACAAGGAGAGAAUACAACUUCCAUACAUGGACAGAUUCUGCACCAACUAAGUCCAACGGCUAGUUUUUCACUUAUUAUUUCUUUCCAAGUUAUUCUUUUAGGCAUUUGUGUUCUUUUCUAUUUAAACAGAGCUAAGUCUCAUUUGUAAAUCACCCUUGCACGAAAUUAAUAAAGUAUUAUUCAGUUUACAAAGUUUGUCUUUGUUUUGUUCAAUUAGUCUUUAGGUGGAUUCCUUUAGAUUUCUUGUUCGUUUGCUUGUCUCCUUAGUUUGUGGAUUCAUUCUAGGAUACAAGUGUAGGUCUCUGUCUUUGUGUGGAUUCACAUUGGCGCAGGCUUCUGGUCUUAUCAAAGGGAUACUUCCGCAACCCUUUGUGGCGACAAUCGAUCCAUUCAAGCUUGACAACUCUUGUUGCCUUGUGAUCUAGCCUUUGUUAGCUUAGGCUUGUAUCAUUUUUGGUAUCAAAGCUUAAAGCUCCUAUCCCCAGGUUGUGUUCAUCCAACCCUUAUCUCUUUUAAUUUUGUUUUGCAUUUUGUUUUUCAUUUAGUUUUGUUUUGCAUAAUCAUAUAAAACCUAUAAAAAGUCACAUUUGUUUCUGUUGCAUCUUGUUUAUCUUGUUUCUAUUUCAUAAAAUCAUAAAAAUAAAAUUGUUUGUCAUUUGUUGCAUUUGUUGCAUUUAGUUCUUUAGUUCUGUCAAAAAUAUUAAAACCCAUAAAAAGUUGUGUUCUUCAUUUGUUCUUCAUCCUGUCGAUUUAAUUGUUUCUUAGAUCCAUAUCUUAAAAAAAAAAAAAAAAAAACAUAAAAGCUGUUAGAAUUAAGUUAAUAUCCGAGUUUCCAAAUUUUGGUGGAGUUUUUGAAAGUUUUCCUUCUUCUGGUCAACCGAAACUUAUUCCUUUCCAAAAGAUUUUUGUUUACUUGCAAACUUUAUUAAAAAAAAAAAAAAAAAAACAUAAAAGCUGUUAGAAUUAAGUUAAUAUCCGAGUUUCCAAAUUUUGGUGGAGUUUUUGAAAGUUUUCCUUCUUCUGGUCAACCGAAACUUAUUCCUUUCCAAAAGAUUUUUGUUUACUUGCAAACUUUAUUAAAAAAAAAAAAAAAAGAGGAAAUCAGAAAUUGCCCAUUUUGUUUAGUAUUUAGUUUCUUCUUCUUUCCUUUAACUUUGCUAGUCACGUUUUCUUGUUUAAUCACUUGAUUCAGAAUACUUUCAUCUUCUUCUUGAGAUAUUUAAUCCUUAACUUGGUAGACAUGGCGACUGAAGAAGAAGCUGAUGAGUACAAUAUUAAUGAAGUUGAUUGGGGUGAAGAACCGGGAUACUCAUGGGAAGAUCAAAACUAUGGAGAUGGCUCUGAAGAAGAAGCUGAUGAGUACAAUAUUUCUGAAGUUGAUUUGGGUGAAGAACCGGGAUACUCAUGGGAAGAUCAAAACUAUGGAGAUGGCUCUGAAGAAGACGACCAGUGUAGAGAGUCAAGGGCUGAAGAUGGAUAUGAGGAAGGACCAUGUCGUGGGGAGCUUGAUUCCAAGCCACAAGACCACUACAAGAACCAUACCAUCAACAAGAGCUAUUCUAAACCUUGGUUAAAAUUUACUGAUAAAUUUUAUGACUAUAGUCCAACAGUUUUCACCAAAACACUUGUGUCUUUUUCAGGAAAAGAGAACUACUCCAGAUGGGAGGAAGACAUGGAAAAUUAUUUUUGGGAGUACAAAGUUCCUGAACAUAAGAAGCUGUCCAUAGCCUUAGACACCCUUGUAGGAGAAGCUUACCAAUGGUGGCUUCAAGAGGAAGAAUGUCGCAUCUACUUCAAGGAACCAACCCCACACUGGGAAUAUGUCAAAGAGCUGAUGUAUGAACAUUUCGAGAUGAGGAGAUUACCCCCUAGAACCUGUCCUAAACGUUUUGUUAAACUGAAACCGAGACAACUACAUGAGCGUGAGGUAACUUUAACUUCUCACUAUAAUUCAUAUGAUCAGUUUCGUUUGUAUAAGUUUUCAGGAAAAGGUGAAGACCCUAGAAACUAUCUUCAGUGGGAAGAGGACAUGGAAAGGUACUUCAAGUGCAACUCCAUUCCAAAAGGAGAAUACUUGUCCUAUGGUCUAGGACAGCUCACUGAAAAGGCUCAACGGUAUUGGAAAAGAGAAGAGAAGUAUAGGGAACAAUUUCAAGAGCCUCCUAUACGCACUUGGGAGCAAUUCAAAGGGAUCAUGAGGGAUAGAUUUGCACCUUACAUCCCUACACAACACGCUCAGAAGGUGUCUACAAAGAGAGUAGUACAACCCCAAGUCUUGCAGCCGGCAAACCAGAGGCAAAGCUCAAAACCAGUGCAUACACCUCAUGUAAAGCACAACCAAGGUGAGUACUCUAAAUCUUUAAAACCACCUGAGGUUAUUUGUUAUAGGUGUCAAGGCCAAGGUCAUCUUGCAAAAGAUUGCCCCACAAAACGAGCAGUGAAGAUGGCACUACGUGAAGCAAGAGAAACCAACUUGGAGGUAAGUGAUUCCUUUACUAGAAUAGAUAAAAAGUUUGAUGAUCUUAUCAACUUGAUUAAAGCUGGAUCUAAUUCUGUUUCUAGUAAUUCCAUGACUGUCUUAACACACUUGUCUAGCGCCCAAAAGGUUGAAAGUAUUUCAGGUACUAACAUAGAAAUCAAGGAACAAGAACCCAACCCUGCUGCGCAAUCAAGUCCAACACUUGAUAAGAAUGUUGAUAAAGGUCUAGGUAAUGAGGAGACACGUACAGAAGCUAAACAACAACAGAAUAAUGAGCAAUCUACCCUAGAGACCUCUACACCAGCUGAUCAUGCUUUAGAGGUAGUAAAUACCAAAGCUGAAUCAAUGCAAGAUAACCAGGUACAAUGGAGAAGCAUCCAGAACCAAACUCACAACCUUACACCCAAGCAGUGGUCAAUGGAGAAACCAAUUGUGAAAUAGGAGAUUUCGAAAAGGAGACCACGAUCCUUCCAAGGGAAAUCAUAGACCGACCAUGGAAAGGGGGCCUAGCUUCCCUACUGAUCAAAGAAGAACCACCAGUUGGACAAUGCAUCACAAAACCGUGCAUAUACCAAGGUAAGACCCUAGCCUCCCAAAUUAGAAUGAAACCUAACUUGCUCUAUCUUGGUGCAGGUAAAUUGGUUUUGAGGACAAAACCUUUUGAAGAGGGAG
This is a messenger RNA of Brassica rapa (field mustard), 3702 nucleotides long. RefSeq lists its product as uncharacterized. Gene Ontology annotation, molecular function: nucleic acid binding; zinc ion binding. Lineage: Eukaryota; Viridiplantae; Streptophyta; Magnoliopsida; Brassicales; Brassicaceae. The record is from RefSeq and is a predicted model, not a curated record.